This is a messenger RNA of Pleurotus ostreatus (oyster mushroom), 1431 nucleotides long. RefSeq lists its product as uncharacterized. NCBI's taxonomy places the organism in Eukaryota, Fungi, Basidiomycota, Agaricomycetes, Agaricales, Pleurotaceae. The coding region runs from base 1 to 1431 and encodes 476 amino acids. The transcript is spliced from 9 exons. The record is from RefSeq and is a predicted model, not a curated record.
AUGGUUCACCAUAGACUGAAUGAGCGUGAAUCAAAUCCAAAUCCACACGUCAAUUUCAUCUCAGCACUGCCGGCAAUUGACCGCGAGGAGCAAGAGAGCGCGAGGCAGCUCUUACGCGCUUUGGCUGCUCAAGUGCGCCCGGUAAUGAAAAGUCACGGCUUUGAGAUCAAUAGUCUUGAAGAGUACGAAUUCAACAAAGUCUUUGGUGGGAGGAACUGGAACAAUGGCGAAACUGUGGAACUGGUCCUUCGCGGUGCUGACGGCGCGUUCCAGCCAGUGUCCUGGUUAAUGAGCACAUUUUGCCAUGAACUCGCGCAUAUAAAGCAUAUGAACCACAGUCCAGCUUUCCAAGCACUGUGGCGUCGAUUGAACGCCGAAGUGAGAGCUCUCCAACUGAAAGGGUAUUACGGCGAUGGCUACUGGUCAUCAGGGACGCGUCUAGCAGAUUCUGCCAGAGUUGGUGGCCUUGGAUUGGAUGCGGGGGAACUACCAGAAUAUAUGUGUGGUGGUGCACACUCAAGGCGACGACCAACGGCUCUACGUCGCCGACGCAACGCCGGACCCCGCAAAACGGCCUACAAUGCAGUACCGACGGUCCACACUGGUCGACAAACUGCCAAGAAACGCAAAGCUGGUGCGAGAGUGACUGGGGAGUUUGGCGGUGAAGGGCAUGCCCUCGUGGAUGCUUCUGAUCCUCGGGACGUCGAGGGUGGUGGUUUCGGAAAGAAAGCUGCUAGCAAACGGGCGCGCGAGGAAAGAGCCUUAGCUGCAGAGCGUAGAAUCCAGGCAUUGCAACGGCAGCAACAACAAGCGUCUGAGAGCCGUUCUGGCGGCGAUUCGGAUGGAGACGACGAAGACGGGGAGGAGGUCGUGCCAGAAACCGAUGCAGAGCGCUUGCAGACACUAAAACAAUCAGAAGAAGGCACGGAUCUGAAGACACUAAAGGAAGAAGGCAUCGAUGUUGGAGAUUUCGUGUUUCCAAGCAGCGACAUUAAGAAAGACCACCCCUCAGGAAAGGCAAAGAGCAAGAACACGGAACCCAUAGUUAUUGAUGAAGACACCUCGGACGCCUCUCCAGCGCCAGGACCAUCGACACUUAUUUUGAACCCAAUUCAUACCUCCACCGCAUCUGUCGAAUCGCAUACAAAACUCAAGAAGGGAAAUAUCGUUAAGAUAGAGACCGAGUCGCGCAAGAAAGAGGCUCUAGGUAUGGGCCCGUCCAAGGCGGGACAGCGAGUGCUCGGGAAAGGGAAGACUAUUGCUACAACCCGGAAGCUAGGUUCCGAUGCGCCUUCAACGCCACUGCGCGUAACUGCGCGCGAAUCAAAGCAGUGGGCGUGUACGGUAUGCACAUUGUUAAACGAGCCAUUGCAUCUCUCAUGUUCUGCUUGCGGAUCCCUCCAAGGCGGGUCAGGACCUGCUAUCUCUUGA